This is a messenger RNA of Xyrauchen texanus (razorback sucker), 2372 nucleotides long. Its product is annotated as caspase-3-like. The coding region runs from base 276 to 1106 and encodes 276 amino acids. Gene Ontology annotation, cellular component: cytoplasm. NCBI's taxonomy places the organism in Eukaryota, Metazoa, Chordata, Actinopteri, Cypriniformes, Catostomidae. The transcript has 7 exons. Gene Ontology annotation, biological process: erythrocyte differentiation; keratinocyte differentiation; proteolysis. The record is from RefSeq and is a predicted model, not a curated record.
UAACACACACUUCCUGGAUGGCUUGAGUAACCGCUUUGUCAUCGGAGUCCUGCACAUUUGAAGUUCUCUGCAACCGGGUGUAUUCCAAUAUUGGCUUUUCAUUGGCUGAUCGCGCGAGUCAACAAACAACAAAGAAGAGACACCCGGCAUGACACGGUGACCAUUCUGAUGAGAGCCUGUUAUAACGUCUUCUACUCAUUCGACAUUUUCGACAGCUUCUGGAGAAGAAUUCACCUUAUAACCAUUAUUUAAGAGUAGACACAUAUUUUUAAGAGAUGAACGGAGACUACGUGGACGCGCGGCGCGAGGACACACCAGAUGCUGGUAAGGAUGGGGGAUCAGGACAGCAGCCCAUACAGGUUGAUGCAAAGGGUCACUCGCAUGACUUCAGAUACAGCCUUAACUACCCCAUCAUCGGCCACUGCAUCAUCAUCAACAACAAGAACUUUGAUCACAAGACAGGCAUGAACCAACGCAAUGGCACAGAUGUAGAUGCAGGAAACAUAAUGAGCGUAUUUCGAAAGCUCGGAUAUAUCGUGAAAGUCUACAAUGACCAGACAGUUCAGCAGAUUGUACAGGUUCUAACCGCAGUUGCAAGGGAUGACCACAGCCGCUGUGCUUCAUUAGUGUGUGUUUUGCUUAGUCAUGGAGAUGAGGGUGUGUUUUUUGGCACUGAUGGUGCUGUGGAGUUUAAGUCCUUAACUAGCCUUUUCAGAGGAGACCGCUGCCUAUCACUAGUGGGAAAACCUAAACUUUUCUUCAUACAGGCUUGUAGAGGCACUGAACUGGAUCCUGGUGUAGAGGCAGACAGCGCAUAUGGGUCUAUGAGGAUCCCAGUGGAGGCUGACUUCCUCUAUGCCUACUCUACAGCACCAGGUUACUACUCCUGGAGAAACACAAUGACCGGCUCAUGGUUCAUUCAGUCUCUCUGUGAAAUGAUGACAAGGUAUGGCAAAGAACUAGAGCUGAUGCAGAUCAUCACCAGGGUCAACCAUAAGGUGGCGCUCGAUUUUGAGUCGACCUCCAACAUGCCUGGCUUUGACGCCAAGAAGCAAAUCCCCUGCAUUGUCUCAAUGCUCACCAAAGAGAUGUACUUCACUCCUUAAGAGGGUUCAUUGACUGAGAGCUAAAAGGGCACAUUUAGGGUCUUCUCCAGCUUUCCUGUGUAUUUAUCACAGGUGUCGCAUAUUGAUUUAGAGGUUAGGCUUAAAGGGAUAGUUCACCUCAUGAAUUUUUUCACCCUCAUCUAGUCAUGUCAUAACUGAAUACUUCAGUAAGAAAGUCUGAAAGGAAGGGUUUGUGAUAACAUGAGGGUGAGUAAAUGAUGACAGAAUUUUCCUUUUUUGGUGAACUGUCCCUUUAAGAGGAUACAGUUAAAGACCCUUUAUAAAAGAAAUAAAGUGAACCGCUUAUUUGCUAGAAACAUUAUCUGGACAUGCUCAGUUUGGGAUUUCAACUGUCUCAGGAGUGUUGUUUUAGAGGUGCUGUGUUUCCGAAGAUUUUUAAUUGGCAUUUUAUGUUUUGUAAUACAAUGUAGGUAGGUGUUUUUCCUUUUCGUCUUGUGACCGUAUAACAUUUCACAUGUCCCAUGCCUCUGGUUUUCUAAUCAAAACGUUUGAAUAAGCAAUCAUUAGAGGCAAGUUUUGUUGGGAUUUGUAGAAUUGCAGUAAUCAGGGACUUCGAUAAACUUUCUAAUAUUGAUACUACACUAGUUUGUGUGUAAAAACAAUCAAAACUAUUCCCAGGUGCCUCACUGAGCCAUGUUAACAAUCUUUGAUAAAACUUGAAAAGUCACAUAAAGCUCUCUGCUUGGACACAAUAUAUGCAUUAUUUAAAGGAAUAUUUUGUGGUGUAAUACAAGCUAUGGGAAGCAUCUGUGACAUGCUGUCAAUUACCAUAGAAAAUAUUCAAGCAAAUAACAUGGAAGUCUAUAUGAACAUUUGUACAUUCCUGUAAUGAAGAAAUGUUAAUGCAUUUGUUUGAUUGUACAGAGUAUUGGGCUAGUCAAAAUAAUUUCCUGUUGUAAUCGAUGGAAUGUCACAGAUGCUAUCGAUAGAUCCUUAGUUCAAUUUAAUAUGGAAUAUUCCUUUGUCGGUCCCUUUAAAGUCUUGUGAACAUAAGAAUCAGUCACAUGAGAGAACUAUCAUGUUGAAGUUUUUGGUUAUUAUGCAUGUGUUUUUCUGUGUCUGACUGUGAUCUUGAACUCUUCCAUAUGAAGUUUUGUUUUUCUUCACAAAACACCACCAGAUGUUUUCUUUUUAUUAAUGUGUAUAAGAUCAGUCACAUUGUGCAUGCUUAUUGAACCAUGUUUGUGAAAUAUGUUCUGUGUAACAAAGAGAACCUUUUUGUAUUUAAUUAUUAAAUAAUUCUAG